Dentiscutata heterogama is the source of this 1305-nucleotide messenger RNA. Lineage: Eukaryota; Fungi; Glomeromycota; Glomeromycetes; Diversisporales; Gigasporaceae. The record is from the annotation of a GenBank genome assembly.
AUGUCUAAACAAUUGGUCGAAGUAUAUAUUGCAUGUUUAUCAGAUGAAGAAAAACAAAUACUUAACGAUAACGGUUUAAAUCUUCCACUUUCAACUACGUCACCACCAACUUUUGAUUAUGCAAAGUAUCGGCGUGUUCUUCACCUUGGAGGUCUUUAUCACCAUUUAUGGUGGUGGUGUAAUCUUCGAAGAGAUGAAUGUAUUGGUGCUGAAGGUCGUUUUAUACUUACAGAAUUAUUAUUGAAGCUUUUUGUAAGUCGAUGUCCCGCUAUUUAUCGGUUUUCUUGUGAUGCAACUUGGUUACUCGAAAGAUAUGAUAUCACAUCUUACCCAGGAGCUGAAUCCUGUUUGCAACAUAUUCGUAGAUUAACUCUUACUGGAAAAAGACUACGUAAAUAUUUUGAAAAAUUCUCAAUUUGUCAUGCUCAAAGGAAUUUACAAGAUUUAGAACUUCAUGGUGAUUAUUACGGACAUGAUACUGGUGGAAGAAUUAUCGCAGCCUUACAAAGUCAAUCCGAAACUUUAACUCGAUUAAAAUUAAGUUAUGUUCGAUUUGAAGGUCAACCUCCAUUCUUUGGAAUUGGUGCUUGUAAGAAUUUGGAAAUUUUGGAAUUUGAUGGUUGUGAUGGAUUAACUACAGAGAUGUGUAGUCCAAUGGUAGAAUCAUCAUUAACCAAAUUAUCACAAUUGAAUAUCUCAAAUUCUGACAUUCCCCUUGAAAUUGUAACAUCAUUAGCUUAUAAUGCUAAUACCAGCUUGCGCGAAGUAACGUUAUGUUCAACGCAGAGUACAAAAUAUUUAGUACAAGUAAUUAACUCGCUUGUUAAAAAUUGUCCGAAUAUUACUAAAUUUGAAUCAAAUCAAAUUCAUGGUAUUGAAGAGGUGUCAGCAAUUUGCACUCUCUUGUGCAGUUCUCAACAACUUGAAAGCUUGGCAAUUUAUGGAGCAAGUUUAGAUGCAGAAACUUUUUUACCAGCGAUAGGUCAAUCAAUACCAGAUAGCCUUCGAAGGUUAAAUAUUUCAUCGGAAUGGUCAUUUACCACGACGGCUUUUGAAUCUUUUCUGAAAAAUUGUAAAGCGCCAUUAACUUGGCUGACACUUUCAGGAUGUGAAUGCAUCACUGACGAAUAUCUUGAACUCGUCGUACAAUAUUUAGGAAAAACGUUACAAUAUCUCGGAGUAUAUCGCGCCGUAUAUAACAGAAUGGAAUCUUUUGAUAAAGUCAGAGAAGUAAUACCCGAGGUUGAUGCACCAGUAGAAAGUCACUUAAAAUUUUACCAAAGGAAAUGCCACCGUGAUGAUUGA